Molecule: messenger RNA, 1899 nt
Organism: Tetrapisispora phaffii CBS 4417
Lineage: Eukaryota; Fungi; Ascomycota; Saccharomycetes; Saccharomycetales; Saccharomycetaceae
Product: guanosine-diphosphatase
Exons: 1
Coding region: 1-1899 (632 amino acids)
Biological process (GO): nucleoside diphosphate catabolic process; protein N-linked glycosylation
Cellular component (GO): Golgi apparatus; membrane
Molecular function (GO): UDP phosphatase activity; GDP phosphatase activity
Source: RefSeq, a predicted model, not a curated record
AUGCACUUCUUGCUCUUACAUCACCAUUCCUUCCACCGUCCCCCAUCGCCUCACACAAUAACACAUCGCCGCACAAUGAGGGUAUUGGGUAUAAGAUUACCUCGUGUUAUGUACGGGCUCGUUGCCCUAGUCGUUGUUUUGCUAUUCUUCAACAUCAUCAAAGUCUUCGGCCCAUCGUCUGCAGGCCUGCAGACGAUGGGCUCCUCCAUCGCCGCUCCAGACUUCUUGGGCCUGUUCUCCCAGGCACAGGAGCAGUUCAAGGACACCUCCAGCGGCCCUGGCGACCAGAGCGCCUCCGUCGGUGCCAACGGCGGUCCCGAGUCCCGGGAAGCAGAGGCCUUGAGAGCUGCUCAGAAGGAGAACGCUGCCAAGCUGGACCAGAAGAUGAACGGGGACGUGAAUCCGGAAAACAAGGACCCUGCAAAAAGUGAUGCUGGCGCCGCUCCAGGCCUUGAUGCUCCGGUGGCACAAGGAGAGGACUCCUUGGCCGAGUCGCUGGACAGGGCUGCCAGUGGCGGCAGCCCUGCCUCGUCGGACCCGGACGCCGCUGCUGCAUCGAAUGACAUCGACAGUCUGAACCUGAAGAAGGGUGGGGCCGAAGCUGCGAAGGGCAGUUGCGGCACCGCCCAUCAAUUCGUCAUCAUGAUCGACGCGGGCUCCUCCGGCUCCCGGGUUCACGUCUACGAGUUCGACGUCUGCUCCCAACCACCUGUCUUGGUCCACGAAACGUUCCACAUGUUGAAACCAGGCCUGUCUUCGUUCGAUACCGACACCAAUGGUGCCGCUCAUUCUUUGGAUCCACUACUGGAGAUCGCUGUGAGAGUGGUUCCGGACGAUGUCAAGGCGUGUACUCCUAUCGCCGUCAAGGCCACUGCAGGCUUAAGACUGCUAGGCGACCAGAAGUCUGAUUUGAUCCUGGAUGCUGUUAAAACGCAUUUGACGGGAAGCUAUCCGUUCGCCGUCGUCCAAGGCAACGGUAUUGAGAUUAUGGGCGGCGAUGAUGAGGGUGUAUACGCAUGGGUCACUGCAAACUACUUGCUAGGUAACAUUGGCUCAGGCAACAAAGUAGGCACGAGCGCUAUCUUCGAUUUGGGCGGUGGUUCCACACAGAUCGUAUUCGAACCAUCCUUCGAGCUCGAUGAAGAAAUGGCACCAGGCGAGCAUCAGUACGACUUGACUUUCGAUGAUAACACUUACUCUCUAUACCAAUUCUCUCACUUAGGUUUCGGUCUAAACCAAGCAAGAAACGCUAUAAACAGCUUGCUUGUCGAAGAAGCUAUUCAAAACAGUAAGAUUGUCAGAGGUGACACUUUAUCCCCACACAAAUUGAUCUCUCCAUGUCUACCACAAGGCACUGUCGUUGAGAAUGUCAAGGUCCAGAUGCCAUCUGGUUUCGAAUACACUAUCGAGUUCUCAGGUCCUUCAAAACCAUCGAGUUUACAAUGCAGAUGGUUGGCUGAUCAAAUUUUGAAAAAAGAUGGUGAUUGCGCGCAACCACCAUGUUCCAUCGACGGUGCUCAUCAACCAUCUUUGGUGCAUGCUUUCAAAUCUACUAAUGAUAUCUACGCUUUCUCUUACUUCUUCGACAGAACUCAAAAACUUGGUUUGCCUUCGACUUUCACAUUGAAGCAAUUGAAAGAUUUAUCAAAAUCCGUCUGCAAAGGUCCAAACGAAUGGCAAAAAGCCUUCGCUAACGAACAAAUAGUAGAGGAGUUACGAUCCGACUCGUUGUACUGUCAAGAUCUAACCUACAUGGUAGCUUUACUGCAAACCGGUUACAAUAUCCCAUUACACAGAGAAUUAAAGGCUGUCGAACGAAUCGCCAAUAAUGAAAUCGGCUGGUGUUUGGGUGCAGCUUUGCCAUUAAUCAAGUCUGAUAGCUGGAGUUGUAGAAAUUAA